UUUCCUGGCUUCUCAGAUUUGCUGUCUGUGGUUUGAAACCUGUUGCCCAGUAGAUUCUGGGAAUUGCAGGGCAGGGGCCUGGAUAACAGCUGCCAGCCCCUGGGCUGGGUACCUGCCCUCUCGAGUUUGUGUCCUGGGGCUGUGUGCUCAGACUUGACCAUGUUUGGGCAUGGAGGCUCGUCUCAGACGAGAACCAAAGGCCGCUUCCCCAGAGACGGGCUGGGAGCCCAAACUUCCUGCUGCAGCUCAGGCAGCCUCUUUUGGGUGGGGGCUGGGGACCAGGCAGAAAAGGGUCUGCCGAAGACUCGCAGGGCACCCAGGAGACUAAACGUCUGCUGUCCCCAGUGGCCAUGGGAAAGAAGCUGGUGAUGGCCCAGAGGCGGGGAGAGACUCGGGCCCUCUGCCUGGGGGUGGCCAUGGUCGUGGGCGCCGUCAUCACCUACUACAUCUUAGGCACAACGGUGCUGCCCCUCUAUCAGAAAAGCGUGUGGACCCAGGAAUCCACGUGUCACCUGAUUGAGACCAACAUCAGGGACCAGGAGGAGCUGGAGGGCAAGAGGGUGCCCCAGUACCCAUGCCUGUGGGUCAACGUGUCAUCCGUGGGCCGCUGGGCUGUGCUGUACCACACGGAGGACACUCGGGACCAGAACCACCAGUGCUCCUACAUCCCAAGCAGCCUGGACAACUACCAAGUGGCCCGGGCCGACGUGGAGAAGGUCAGAGCCAGGUUCCAUGAGCACCAGGAUUUCUUCUGCUUCUCCACGACUCGGGAGAAUGAGACCAGCGUCCUGUACCGGCGCCUCUAUGGGCCCCAGAGCCUCCUCUUCUCUCUCUUCUGGCCCACCUUUCUGCUGACUGGUGGCCUGCUCAUCAUCAUCAUGGUGAAGAUCAACCAGUCCCUGUCCAUCCUGGCGGCCCAGAGGUAGAUCCACGCACGCCCAUCUUCCUCUUAGGCCGCUCCCGCUCGUGUCCCAUGCCCCCUCUUCUGCCUUCGCCCCCUCCCCCUCCACUGCACGGAUGGUCUUUGGGAAAUCCCUUAGUUAAGUCAUUUCCUGCUCAAGACUGUUCAAUGGCUCCUCAGGACCCAGGAGAACUGAAGGUCAACCCGUGAUGGUUCUCCAUCCCGGACCCCACUCAGUCCAUCCAUCUGAGUCAGUCCAUCCCUGACUCAAAUCUGUUUUCUGCUGUUCUGCUGUCCACUGGACUGAUGCCAAUGAUUCUCACUUCUGUGCCUGCUGGGCCCUCCCAGGAAGUGCUCCCCGACAAGCCUCCAUUCCUUCUUGGAAUUCCAAAGUGAAAAUAGCAGCAGCCCCAUAGACACAGCACAUUCAUCAGUGGGACAUCGCUUGUUUUCAGCAUUCUCAGAUCCGUAUACAUUCUUAUACCAAUAUUAACAAAUACAGGUACAAACUUCCGGUCUUGAAGUCAUGGGGAUAUAACUGCAACAUGCUGACAAUAAUUAGUAAUACUUUGCUGCAUAUUUGAAAGUUGCUAAGAGAGUAGAUCUUAAAAGCUCUCAUCAUAAGAAAAAAAACUGUCACUGUGUGUGGAGAUGGGUGUUAACUAGAAACUUUUGUGGUGAUGAUUUUUUAAUACAUACAGAUAUUAAAUAUUUUUGUUACACACUUGAACACUAAUAUAAUCUUAUAUAUUGAUGAUACCUGAAAAAAACAAAUAUAUACACAAUAUAUAGGCUAUAAGGAAAUGAUACUAACAUACAUAAAAAACAUUAGUAGUGGGAUUUAUUAGUUGUAAUUUUCUUCCUUUUAUUUUUUGUACUUUUCUAAAUUUUCAACAAUAGAAAGGCUUGGUUUCACUGUGUUUAUUUUUAAUCAGAACAGUACCAACAGAUGUAAUUUUGGAAAAAUGUUUGAAGGGUGAGCUCCCCAUCACCAAGCAGAUGGAAGUGACCUAGUGGACAGGUUGAACUCAAAUCAGACACAGGCUUUUUAAAAAAUAUUUAUUUUUAAUUGGCGGAUAAUUGUUUUUCAGUGUUGUGUUGGUUUCUGCCAUACAGCACCAUGAAUCGGCCAUAGGUACACCUAAGACACAGACUUUUGAGAACACACAAGGUUAAGAAUCCUGGACAGAGGGAAAGUCAACACAGAGAUGGGGAUUCAUGGUUUUCAGUGUAGAUUAAUACAAGGUACCUGGGCCUGCCCCAGUGGUUCAGUGGUUCAGCAAGUGGUGAAGCAAUGUCAAAGCAGGAGACACAGUUCUGAUCCCUGGUAUGUGAAGAUGCCUUAUGCGCUGGGCAACUGAACCUGUUCACCACAACCACUGAGGCCACCUUCUAGAGCCCACAAGCCAGAACCACUGAGCCCAGGUGCUAGAGCCGGAGCUCACAACCAGAGAAGCCACUGCGACGAGAAGCCCACGCGCAGCGCCGGAGAGUAGCCUCCACCCGUUACACCCAAAGACGUCCACGCACAGAGAUGAAGACCCAGUGCAGCCAAAAAAAAAAAAAAAAAUACAAGGCACUGACCCUGCAGGGAAAGCAGUCUCAGUCUUUCGGAGGGAUAACUGGGGGAAGCUGUCGUAGAUCCACUACCACUCCCAAAACUUGUCCUAGAGCAGUCCUUCUCAAAGUGUGGUCCCUGGACCAGCAUUCCUGGAGGCUUGUGAGAAAGGCACACUCCAGGCCCUCCGCCCAGCCCCUCCAACCUGGAGACCACGAGGCGGUGGGUGGGGAGAGGUUGGUGGGGUCCCGAGGAGCUGGGCAGUACUCCGUGUUUUAACAGUGACUGCAGGGGACUCUGCGUGUGCUUGAGCAUGAGAGCCACAGGUGUAGAGAAACACAGUCCUGCCCGGGACUUUGGGGAAGGAAUCAAUGCCUUUUUCAGGUCAAGUCCUCAGCUGGGCUUGAAGUUAGGCUGGUGUCUCUGAAGGUUCCUGGAGCUGAUUCCAGGUGCAGCCCUGGGAGUGAAUCCUGCCUCCACUUCCAGCAGACUGCAUCUCUCUCAUUCUCCGAUGUGUCGUCUAUAAAAGAGAGAAUGUCCCUUUUGGGUGGUUGGGAGAGCUGAAUGAGGGUUUGACACAUACUGGGCGGUCAAAAUGGAAGCUGUUCUUAGUAACAAUAAGAAGGAAUGAAUAUUCAGAAACUUUCAGAUGAAAGUAUACCAAAAAUAAUGUUAACUAGCAUUUUUUGCUGCUUAUUUAUUCCGUGCUGGGCACAGUGCUAAGACGUUUGCCUCAUAAAAAUUCAGUGAGCAUUACUGAACACACCUCAUGGAUAAGGAGAAGCAGCAUCGGACAGAGGUUAUAUACAUGGACUGGCUUCAAUACCCAACCGUAUUACUCCCUAGCUGUGUGGCUUUGGACAAAUAACCUUCCUGUGCCUCAAUUUCCUCACUUGCAACAUAGGAACUAAUCAUAAUAUUUCCCAUUUGGGGGUUGUUAGUAUUAAAUGAGUUAUUGUAUAAUGUUCCUAGAAGAGUGACUGACACAUGGUGAGUGCUGUAUAUUAUGAAAAACUGAGGCUCUAAGAGGUCAUUGGCCAAGGUCAACCAGAUAGUGAGUGAGGAACGGGACUUGAGCCCUGGGCUGUGUGAUUCCAGAGCCUGGCCUGUGAUUCUUUAGCUGACUCAGUCACCGGAAGCCCCAGGGUCCAGGUAAGGAACAGCGUUGCAUCCUGGGAUCCCCAAGGUGUUCUCAUGCAAGUCAGGGAUCAGGGAUCCCUGAUGCAGCUUCACACCCUCCAGGUUCUUACUAGAGACAAUCCUUCCAAGGGGGAGUAACACCCCACUCCCUGGAGCUUCUUCCUUCUGGGCUCGGGGACAUCUUAAGAGUCCCGUGAAUCUAGCAAGUCUUGUUGGGAUAUUGUCUUAUAGUUUGGUAAGAUCUUUUCUUUGGGGGAAAAUUAGGUAAAGGAUCUAUCUGUGUGUUUCUUUACAACUGCAUGGGAAUCUACAAUUCCCCCCACAUUGAAGUUUAAUUUUUAAAAAAGAAAGAGUAUCCCCAUCAUGAAUCUCAUUUAUAGUGGUUUCUUUGCAUAUGGUUUUCAUGCACCUGCGUUUGGGGCUGAAAUACACCAAAAUGCAGACUAUUCCAACAGCCCCUACAGGGGGAAAGGCCACCACCCUCUAGCAAGAAGUACCUGGGGAGGCCCAGGCCUCACUGCCCCAUGCAUUAUUGACAAUGAACUUCCUCUGCUUAAGACAAAUGCCUUCUUCCUGUCAAUGGAGUUUGGCCUACUUCUAUCAAGUCCUAUACCUACCCGCUGGUCACGGAACUUCAAGCCCAACAUGGGCAUGAACUAAUGGGGAUUUAAGCAUGAUGGAGCUAGACACAGAGGAGAAAUGUUUCUGGAACAAGGGCGGCCUGGGAGCAGACAGCCCUCAUUAGUCCUUUAAAAAAAUCACUCUGCUAAUAAAGUCUAGUGCUGGCGCUGUUUUUGCCUCUUCUCUCCCGGGCCAGCGAGUCCCACCUGGAGAGGUGCGCCUGGAUCGCUCGCCCAGAACUCGGAUGGCGUGGUGGAGAUCAGUGGCAAGAGGACAGGGAGGGGCAGAGAUGAAGCAGACACAGUGCCUGCUCAAGGGGCUGACCAUCCUGCUGCCCUUUCUCCCUCCUUUCCCACCAUUAUCAAGGGCUUCCUUCUCCACAGUGAAGAACCUGAUCGAUGCAAACUCAAAAUAAUGCAAUGAAAACUAUUACUCAAACGUCAAUUUUUGUGACCUCCUGAAAUAAUGCUAGCCUCCCCCACCUCCAUCAACAAUUCACCUAAAAUUCCUCCUAAUUUCAAAACUCCUUGGGUGUGCAGAUUGUAGGCUGCACUCACCCUCUUGCUAAUUGGCAGCACAGGCUGGUGCAUAAGAAUAGCCAAUGUCUUUUGCACUUAGAGGAAUUUGAAUUAUAUACUUGCAAAGAUACUGUUUGAUCAUAGUGCAGCUAUCUUAUGCCUCAUCAGGCACUGCCCUUUCGUACGUAGGGAAAAGAGACCAAAGCAAAAUCAGAAAAUUUGAAGAAAUUCACCAUGGUCUAGGGUAAUGGUUCUUUAAAAAAAAAUUUUUUUUUUUAAUGUGGAGCAUUUGUUAAGUAUUUAUUGAGUUUGUCACAAUAUAUUUCUGUUUUUUAAAAAAAUAUUUUUGGAAUUGAUAGACUCCAAAUGCUGCUUCUAGAGAGGAGGCAAGGUAUUUGAAGACGUGCAAUUCUAUCUGUAAUGUUAAUAUGAAGCAAAUGUGAAAAAACGCUAACACAUUAGUUUUGAGGGGUGCUUUCUGAGGAGCAUAUGGGUGUUUUAUAUUAUUUGUUCUAUUUUUCUGUGUUCAAAUGCUUUCUCUAAAAUAAAAGAGUGAAUGGAAGCAAAAAUAUUUUUGGUUUUUUGGCCAUGUGGCAUGUGGGAUCUUAGCUUCCCAACCAAGGAUCGACCCCUCACCCCCUGCACUCGAAGGAGGAGUCUUAACCCCUGGACCACCAGGGAAGUCCCUAGGGUGAUGGUUCUCAAAGUGGAGGCCUGCAAGGUCAGAAUUAUUUUCAUAAUAAUAUUUGCAUACUGCCUGCUUUUUGCACUCUCAAUCUCACCAACAUGUGCGGAAUUUGCCAGAGCUUAUGUGUGUGACAUGUGAAAUCACAAAAGACUGAACACGGACCUGAGAAACCUGUUGUCUGUUAAGCCGAGCACUAAAGCAAUUUGCAAAAAAGGAAAACAAUGCACCCUUUCUCAAUAAUUUUUUGAAAAUGUAACUAUUUCUCAUAAAAUAUAAUCUUUUGUUAACCUGGAAUGGGUUUAUCAUUGCUUUAAAAUAAAUUCAUUUAAAUGAAA
Bubalus bubalis (water buffalo) is the source of this 5761-nucleotide messenger RNA. RefSeq names its product potassium calcium-activated channel subfamily M regulatory beta subunit 1 (gene KCNMB1). Gene Ontology annotation, biological process: detection of calcium ion; potassium ion transport. The record is from RefSeq and is a predicted model, not a curated record. Lineage: Eukaryota; Metazoa; Chordata; Mammalia; Artiodactyla; Bovidae. Gene Ontology annotation, cellular component: membrane; voltage-gated potassium channel complex. Bases 351 to 926 code for a protein of 191 amino acids. The transcript has 4 exons. Gene Ontology annotation, molecular function: calcium-activated potassium channel activity; potassium channel regulator activity.